Messenger RNA from Capsicum annuum, 2990 nucleotides. RefSeq names its product neutral ceramidase 2. The record is from RefSeq and is a predicted model, not a curated record. Bases 726 to 2990 code for a protein of 754 amino acids. Gene Ontology annotation, cellular component: extracellular region. The transcript has 9 exons. Gene Ontology annotation, biological process: ceramide catabolic process; long-chain fatty acid biosynthetic process; sphingosine biosynthetic process. Lineage: Eukaryota; Viridiplantae; Streptophyta; Magnoliopsida; Solanales; Solanaceae. Gene Ontology annotation, molecular function: N-acylsphingosine amidohydrolase activity.
UAUUUAGUGCGUAACUUUGCAAAAUAAGUACAAAUAAUAGAGUUCGAAUUUGCAAAAUUGAAGAAAUUUGUAGCAAAUAUUGAAUCUACUGAAACUCCUGCUUCUACUACUGGUCCUUUCCUCCCAUGUUGAAACCAGAAAUUUCGCUAACAACGUUCACGAAUUGAUAUAUAUGUAUGAAAAGUAAUUUUUAACCUACCUAUUUUGCACUACGCCAUAGCUUCCCUGGCCCGAUCCUGAAUGAAACUAAAAAGCAAGUAGCAAAAAUUCAUAGUUCCCAUAUAACAAACAAAACGCAGCUUUCCCAAAAUUGUACGUUCGGAGAGGCCUAAGGAAUAAUUAAAUAUGAUACCAACUAAAUUUCUUCAUAGUAAAAUUAAAAAAAAGACCAAACAUCUAAGUUCUAUGUCACUUUAUCGAGACAGGUCCUCAGGAAUUUCCAAUUUUUUCACUAGCAUAAAUUCCUAUGGGGUUGUUUGACAUGCGGGAUAAGGUGAGAUAUUUCAGAAUUAAUUAAGUUUGAGUUAAAAUUAUAUUAUAUACUUUGUUUGGUUGAAUGAAUAAAUUCAAUCUCAACUUCAAUUUAGAUAUCACCUUACCCUUUCCAAUUUUAUACUUAUUUUAUUACAUCUUUGUACCAAGAUAACUUUGUCCGCGAACCUAACCAUCCCUAGGUGUAUAUAUAAUUCACAAACACAUCCACACAAUUUCAUUCAUAGAACAAAAUGAGAAGAAAAACAAACACCUUAUUAAGAAUUUUCCUGUUUUUACUAUGCCUAAUAAUUGUAAGUGUCAAUGGAGAAUACUUGAUAGGAUUAGGAAGUUAUGACAUGACUGGACCAGCAGCACAAGUGAACAUGAUGGGUUAUGGUAAUUUUGAUCAAGUUACUGGUGGUGUACAUUUUCGAUUGAGAGCUAGAACUUUCAUUGUUGCUGAAAGUUCACAAGGUACAAGGUUUGCUUUUGUUAAUCUUGAUGCUGGUAUGGCUUCACAACUUGUGACAAUCAAACUACUUGAGAGACUAAAAUCAAGGUAUGGAAAUGUAUAUAGUGAAGAAAAUGUUGCAAUAAGUGGGACACAUACUCAUGCUGGUCCAGGAGGUUACUUGCAAUAUGUGACAUACACUGUAACUUCACUAGGCUUUGUACCACAAUCAUUUGAAGCCAUUGUUACUGCCAUUGAGCUCAGCAUUGUCCAGGCCCAUAACAACUUAAAGCCUGGUUCCAUCUUUAUCAACAAAGGGGAUCUAGAAAAUGCAGGCAUAAACAGGAGUCCAAGUGCAUAUUUAUUCAACCCUAAAGAGGAAAGGUCCAAGUAUAAUACCAACAUUGAUACCCUAAUGACCCUUUUGAAGUUUGUGGAUGGAGACACUGGAAACAGUAUAGGUGCAUUUAGUUGGUUUGCAACACAUGGUACUUCCAUGAGCAGAAAUAAUAAGCUGAUUAGUGGAGAUAAUAAGGGUGCAGCUGCUAGGUUCUUUGAGGAUUGGUUCAACAAAAAUUCCUCUACAAAUUCUACUAAGGUGUUAGGUAGAAACAAAGGCAUGUUCAAUAAAGCAUCUAAAAUACAGCCCACAGGAGGAAAAACUUGUGCAAACACAACAAGCCAAGGGUUUAAAGUGAGGAAGAACAAAGAACUGAAAUUUGUAGGAGCAUUUUGCCAAUCAAAUGUUGGAGAUGUCAGCCCAAACGUGCUUGGAGCAUUUUGCAUUGACAGUGGUUUGCCUUGUGAUUUUAAUCACUCUUCUUGCCAUGGCAAUGACCAACUCUGUGUGGGCCGCGGGCCCGGAUAUCCAGAUGAAAUAUUGAGUACAAAGAUUAUUGGAGAAAGACAAUUUCAAAAGGCUGUUGAUCUCUUCACUACUGCUAAUCAAGAAUUAACAGGGAAAAUUGAUUAUAGACAUGUUUAUAUUAAUUUUACAAAUAUUAAAGUUCAAUUAGCUGAUAAUAAGGUUGUAAAAACAUGUCCUGCAGCAUUGGGCCCAGGAUUUGCUGCUGGAACUACUGAUGGGCCUGGUGUUUUUGGUUUCCAACAGGGUGAUACUGAGAUAAAUCCAUUUUGGAAGAAGUUAAGAGAUGUGUUGAGAGAACCAAGCCCACACCAAGUGGACUGUCAAAAGCCCAAGACUGUUUUGCUGGACACUGGUGAAAUGUUUUGGCCAUAUCCCUGGGCGCCAGCAAUACUUCCAAUUCAGAUUUUCAGGCUAGGAAGUCUCAUAAUUCUCUCUGUGCCAGGGGAAUUUACAACAAUGGCUGGACGUAGGUUAAGAGAGGCAGUGAAAGAGACACUAAUAAGCAGUGGAAAUGGCGAAUUUGACGACCAAACUCAUGUUGUAAUAGCUGGCCUAACCAACGCGUACUCACAGUACAUAGCCACUUUUGAAGAGUACGAGCAACAAAGAUACGAGGCUGCGUCGACGCUCUAUGGUCCACACACAUUAUCAGCAUACAUCCAAGAAUUCAAGAAGCUAGCUGAAUCUAUGGCGAAAGGAGAAAACAUUACUAAAGGACCUUCACCACCAGACCUUUUCUCAGUUCAACUUAGUCUCUUACCAGAUCCUACCGGUGAUUCACCUCCACCGGGCAUAAAUUUUGGCGACAUUAAACAAGACGUUGUUGUACCAAAAUGGGGAACAUUUACUAAGGGAGACAGAGCGAUUGCCACAUUCUGGAGUGCAAAUCCAAGAUAUGACUUACUUACUGAAGGCACAUUUGCUGUUGUGGAAAUGCUUCAAGGCAAAAGUUGGUUACCUGCAUAUGAUGAUGACGAUUUUUGCUUGUUCUUCAAAUGGGAAGCAGAAAAUAUUACAGGUAUUGCUCGUGCUGCUGCAAAUGUGAAUAGUUAUGGUUAUGCUACACUUGAAUGGGAAGUACCAGAGGAAGCUAAUCAUGGUGUUUAUCGUUUAAGGCAUUUUGGAUCAACGAAGGAAACUAAGGAAUCAUCAAACUCGUACUACACUGGUGCGUCUAGUGCUUUUACUGUGUCAUAG